UUAUUGGUUCUCCUAAGGCGGGAUAGUUGCUGAUUUGUUAAAAGAUUAUGUAUGGUGCAAAUCUGGUAGAACCCAUCAGCUGAACACGAAUACGCGUUGAUUUUGUAGUUGGUCUGUUGGUCUUGCUGGAAUUGUCCAGUUGACGAUGUUGAUAGAUGGAACGGAAGUUGUGCGAUUGUUCCUCGAAUUACUCAUUAGUCAACAAUUAAUUUACAGUACAAACAAACUGCCAUCAUAUCAUUUUCCCGUUAUUUAUUUAUCAAUGUCUUAAUAUAUGCAAUUUUUUAGUUGGUAAACGAUUACAACAUUCAAAUAGAUUUGUCGUGUUAUAUUACUGUCAUGGCAAGCGUCAGUGUUUGUUUUGUAGUUAUCAGUGUAUAUCGAUGAUUUAGCGUAUUAUAUUUUUUUAUCAUCGUCUUAAUUUUUAUCGGUAUACGAACAUGAACGUAAUCAAUGCAAACUGGUUGCAUUCCGUAGAGGGAGAAUCAUUGAUGCAUCACUUUUAUGUGAACACAUCAAAAAAGAGAAUAUUUUAUGGCAUCCUUGAAAGGCCACCUUUACCAUCGUCAAUAGAAGAAGUUACAUAUAAAAUUUUUAUGGUCGGUAGAUCUGGAGUAGGAAAAACUUCUGUUGUAGCCUGCCUUGCUGGAACAUUGGAUUCUAAUAAUUACACUGAAACUAAUGGAAUAAAGAAAACAAAUGUAUUUUGGCCUGUUAAAAUAUGGGAUAAAGUCGUAUUGUUUAAAUUGCAAUUUUGGGAUACUUCAGAAACAAGUAUCAAAAAAUACAACCAUAUAUUACCUGCAUGUAAAGACAAAGUUGAUGCUAUAUGUUCAGUAUUUUCUUUUGAUGAUGCAACAGGUUUCAACGAUAUUCCGUAUUUGAUGAAUACAAUGGCAGCCAUAAAAGAGAAACCAGCAAAUAUAGUAAUAGGAACAAAAUUUAAACCAUGGUCCAGUUCUGCAAUAGAAGAUGCACAGAUAAAAGAAUUUGAAGAUAAAUGGAAAGUUAAAGUUAUCAGGAUCGACACGAAUAAACUGUCUGCGAGAUCGGAAAUGUUUGAUUGUUCUUAUCAAUUAAAUGCCAUAUGUAAUAUCCUCUGGAAUAGAGAUAAGGAAUUUAUAUCUAAACAAAUGGGGCAAAGUUAAAUUAUCGAAUAUACAAUUUUUAUGUGGGGAUAAGUUAGAGGUUAGAGAUCAUUGAUUCAUUAGGGCAGUAACACAAAUGUACCGGACGCCUUCUUGACUUGAGACGUGCAGUCACUAU
This is a messenger RNA of Megachile rotundata (alfalfa leafcutting bee), 1266 nucleotides long. RefSeq names its product ciliogenesis and planar polarity effector 2. The record is from RefSeq and is a predicted model, not a curated record. NCBI's taxonomy places the organism in Eukaryota, Metazoa, Arthropoda, Insecta, Hymenoptera, Megachilidae. Gene Ontology annotation, molecular function: GTPase activity; GTP binding.